GGGGGGGGGGGGAAGGCAAGUGCAAGAAGCAAAGGAGGUUUGAAAGGCAAGCGGCACUUUUCCACCCCAUUUUUUUUUAUUCUUUUUGGCUUUGUUUGCAAGCUUUGUAUCUUGCUCCCCCGCUUCCUCGUCCUUCAGCAGUUUUCUUUUUGCGUGUGGCUACGAUCGUUUAGCGUUUUUAGUUGUCCUGCAGUGGAGGAACUGUUGUCUUUAAAGAGUUUGGGUGCUGUUCGACGAUAGCAGACCUAUUCUCUACGCUUCCUAUCCUCGCUUUUUAUAUUACCCAAUACCACACAUUUAUAUAAAUCACACAGAAUGGAGUCAAUAUACGCAUAUCCUCCCGCAGUUCACAGAGAAGAUGCCUAUUUGCAAGCCUAUGCGGCGCUAACUGGCGGAAAGCGACGGCCAUCCGAUGAAUCCAUCACAUCCGGAAUGACCUCGGCAACAAAGACGAGCGAUCCACGGCCAAGCAAUAUCAACAACACGAACGGCUCGAGUGCAGACAAGCUGAUCAUGCACACAUCGCCCAGACGGUCAGUCGCCACAGACGAUGCCGCCCGAUUGGUCUACAUGACAAAGUUUGGAGGAAAGACAGACUUUCCGUUGGUGAGAGAAGAAACGACCAUUGGGCGAAAGGAUGAUAACCACAUUGCAUUGCCGUGCGCCAAAAUCUCAAAGUACCACGCAGUCGUCAAGAGAGGUGAACAUGGUUACUACAUACGGGACCGAAAUUCUUCAAACGGCAUCAAGAUUAAUGAAAAGCUCAUUUCGAGUGCUCCACAGCUACUCAAGGAUGGCGACAAGAUUGAUAUCGGGACGUUUACAUUGUUUUUUCAAGAUGAGGUUCAGGAGGACGGUGGACAGGCCCAGAGAAAUUCGUACGAGCCAUCAAGCCCUCUUUCACCCACUGCCUCGACAGUCAACGGAACCCUAACCCAACGCCCCUCUUCCCUCACAGAAGAGGAAUACCGCUUUACAAAACUUGUCACUAUUCUUCCCUCUGAUCAAAAGUAUGAAGAAAGUGUUACGAUCAGAGCCGAAAUGUCUGCAACAACCGCCGAUACGGAUUUUCGGCAAUGCCAGGAUGUAGCAGACAUGGCCACCUUGAAAGAGGACUAUGAAAAGCUUCGACUCGCAUAUGAACUGUCCAAAGUUUUUACGACGAAUGUCACGGAAGCACUUUCCAAAUCUUGCGAACUCAUGUUUGAAAUCCUCCCCGUCGAUCGUGCCGUUGUUCUACUGGUUGAUGACGACACCAAUAUGCUUGGAACACAUUAUGUCAAAGUACGGGAAGGCAAAGGUUACGAUAAAAAGGAAAUAUGCCUGAGUUCCACUAUCCUACGCAAGGUGUAUCACUCCCGCAAGUGCCUUAUUACAUCGGACGCGUUUGAAGAUCCCAUGUUGAGCAAACAGGCGUCCGUCAAAGUCGGUCAAAUUCGGUCGGUCAUUUGCGUUCCUUUGAUUGCUCACAGCAAAGUUCUUGGAAUCCUUCACCUGGACUCACGGGACAGGAUAAACACCUUUUCGAAAAAGGAUCUAUCUCUUGUGUUGACCAUCUCGACGCAAACCGCUAUGGCGAUCGAAAAUUCAAUGUUGAUUAAAGAGAUUCAGCAAAAAGCACGAUUGACCGAAAACUUGUCCCGGUUCUUGCCUCCUCAUGUGGUUUCCAAAAUGACGAGUGCCAAGGGUUCAGAGGGCAUCACUCGCGGUGGUGGGCGGGAUACAGUGGGAACAAUUUUGUUUGCGGAUAUCAGAGGGUUCACGCAGAUGAGCGAAAAGAGUACUCCGAGUGAGGUUGUGAGUUUGUUGAACGAUUACUUUGAGCGGCUGGUGAAUAUUGUAUUCAAGUACUCUGGUGUGGUCGACAAGUACAUUGGUGAUGCUCUCAUGGCGGCCUUUGGCACACUCGAGCAUGAAGGCCCGGACGCCGAGUACCGUGCCGUCUGUGCUGCCCUUGAAUUCAAGCAAGCAAUCGACGACAUGAACGAGGAGCGGGCCAAGGUGGGCAAAGAGCCCAUCUCGAUUGGAAUUGGUCUCAACACUGGUGAACUCUUGACGGGCUUUAUUGGCUCUCCUCAGCGUCUCGAAUACACUUGCAUUGGCGACACUGUCAACACGUCCUCACGUAUUUGUUCAAUGGCGUCUGUAAACCAAGUUUUAAUUUCACAGUCGACCUUUGACGCCAUCACAGGACGUGUGGAAGUCGUUCCGGUCGGUUUGCGCAUGUUUAAGGGAAAAGUGAAGGAAGUGAUGGUUUGGGAAGCGAUAGGGAUUCUGCCAGUAUGAAAUUGCUGUGUUUGGUGGACUGUAAUUAUUAUUCUUAUUUUGGGUUUGGUUGCUGAUGGGUGGUGUAUAUAUACUGCACAUGUAUGAAAUUUAAAUUCGCAAAGAUUGGCAUAUUGGACUCGUUAACA
Messenger RNA from Spizellomyces punctatus DAOM BR117, 2414 nucleotides. RefSeq lists its product as uncharacterized. The record is from RefSeq and is a predicted model, not a curated record. The transcript has 3 exons. Gene Ontology annotation, molecular function: protein binding. Lineage: Eukaryota; Fungi; Chytridiomycota; Chytridiomycetes; Spizellomycetales; Spizellomycetaceae. The coding region runs from base 316 to 2286 and encodes 656 amino acids. Gene Ontology annotation, biological process: intracellular signal transduction; cyclic nucleotide biosynthetic process.